This is a messenger RNA of Suhomyces tanzawaensis NRRL Y-17324, 2883 nucleotides long. RefSeq names its product aconitate hydratase (gene ACO1). Gene Ontology annotation, molecular function: 4 iron, 4 sulfur cluster binding; aconitate hydratase activity. The transcript has a single exon. Gene Ontology annotation, cellular component: cytosol; mitochondrion. The coding region runs from base 353 to 2701 and encodes 782 amino acids. Lineage: Eukaryota; Fungi; Ascomycota; Pichiomycetes; Serinales; Debaryomycetaceae. Gene Ontology annotation, biological process: tricarboxylic acid cycle. The record is from RefSeq and is a predicted model, not a curated record.
CGGAGUUGCACCGUGUUUUCUCCAGAUUUCGCUGCAUGCAGGAUAUCACCUGAAAAUUUUGCUUUCCGAGCUAGCCUGGGUGGGCACGGAUGGACUGGCUGGGGGUGCCAGCGGCCAGCUGAGGCAGCUUCACUUAGCAGACAGUGUAGACAGUGCCAUGUGUUGGUGACCACGCUCUUUCCUUCUUUUUCCCGCAAGAAUUGGUGAAAUUCUUCCCUCCCCCUCACCCUCGGAAGUUUGUAUUAUAAAUUUCUGGCUUGUCAUUGGCUACCCCCACCGACAAUGAUCCCCUGUUAUAAAAACACCGCUCCAUCCUCGUUAGGGAAUUUUCUCUUUCCUCUCCACUGACAAAAUGUUAUCUGCCAGAACUGCCUUGAGAGCUCCACGCUCGAUCCGUGGUUUAGCCACCUCCGGCUUGACCAAGGAUUCCCAAGUUAACCAAAACUUGUUGGAAACCCACUCCUUCAUCCAAUACAAGAAGCAAUUGGAAAACGUCAAGAUCGUCAAGGAAAGAUUGAACCGUCCUUUGACCUACGCUGAAAAGUUGUUGUACGGACACUUGGACGACCCUCACGGUCAAGACAUCCAAAGAGGUGUCUCCUACUUGAAGUUGAGACCAGACCGUGUCGCUUGUCAAGAUGCCACCGCUCAAAUGGCCAUCUUACAAUUCAUGUCUGCCAACUUGCCACAAGUCGCUACCCCAUCCACCGUCCACUGUGACCACUUGAUCCAAGCUCAAGUUGGUGGUGUUAAGGAUUUGGCCAGAGCCAUCGACCUUAACAAGGAAGUCUUCGACUUCUUGUCUUCUGCCUGUGCCAAGUACAACUUAGGUUUCUGGAAGCCAGGUUCGGGUAUUAUCCAUCAAAUCAUCUUGGAAAACUACGCUUUCCCAGGUGCUCUUUUGAUUGGUACUGACUCCCACACUCCAAACGCCGGUGGUUUGGGUCAAUUGGCUAUUGGUGUCGGUGGUGCUGACGCUGUCGAUGUCAUGGCUGACUUGGCUUGGGAAUUGAAGGCUCCAAAGAUCAUUGGUGUUAAGUUGACCGGUAAGAUGUCUGGUUGGACUUCUCCAAAGGAUAUUAUCUUGAAGUUGGCUGGUAUCACCACCGUCAAGGGUGGUACCGGUUCCAUCGUCGAAUACUUCGGUUCCGGUGUUGAGACCUUCUCCUGUACUGGUAUGGGUACCAUCUGUAAUAUGGGUGCCGAAAUUGGUGCUACCACCUCCGUUUUCCCAUUCAACCCAUCCAUGGUUGACUACUUGAACGCCACUGGUAGAUCUGAAAUCGCCGAGUUCGCCAACAUCUACAAGAAGGAAUACUUGUCUGCUGAUGAAGGUUGUGAGUACGAUGAAGUCAUUGAAAUUGACUUGAACACCUUGGAACCACACGUCAACGGUCCAUUCACCCCAGAUUUGGCUACCCCAAUCUCCAAGAUGAAGGAAACCGCUCUUGCCAACAACUGGCCAAUGGAGGUCAAGGUUGGUUUGAUUGGUUCUUGUACCAACUCUUCUUACGAAGACAUGACCAGAGCUGCUUCUAUCAUCAAGGACGCUGGUGCCCACGGUUUGAAGGCUAAGUCCAUCUACACCGUCUCCCCAGGUUCCGAACAAGUCAGAGCCACCAUUGCCAGAGAUGGUCAAUUGAAGACCUUCGAAGACUUCGGUGGUGUUGUCAUGGCUAACGCCUGUGGUCCAUGUAUCGGUCAAUGGGACAGACAAGACAUCAAGAAGGGUGACAAGAACACCAUUGUUUCCUCUUUCAACAGAAACUUCACUGCCAGAAACGAUGGUAACCCAGCCACCCACGCUUUCGUUGCUUCCCCAGAAAUGACCACCGCUUACGCCAUUUCUGGUGACUUAGGUUUCAACCCAAUCACCGACACCUUGGUGGGUGCUGACGGUAAGGAAUUCAAGUUGAAGGAACCACAAGGUGUUGGUUUGCCACCAAACGGUUACGAUGCUGGUGAAAACACUUACCAAGCCCCACCAAAGGACAGAUCUACUGUUUCCGUUCAAAUUAACCCAUCUUCCGACAGAUUGCAAAAGUUGACUCCAUUCAAGCCAUGGGAUGGUAAGGAUGCUACCAACAUGCCAAUCUUGAUUAAGGCUGUUGGUAAGACCACCACUGAUCAUAUUUCUAUGGCUGGUCCAUGGUUGAAAUACCGUGGUCACUUGGAAAACAUUUCCAACAACUAUAUGAUUGGUGCCACCAACGCUGAAAACGGUGAAGCUAACAACGUUAAGAACCUUUACACUAGUGAAUACAAGGGUGUCCCAGACACUGCUGCUGACUACAGAGAUGCUGGUAAGAAGUGGGUUGUUAUCGGUGACGAAAACUUCGGUGAAGGUUCUUCCAGAGAACACGCUGCCUUGGAACCAAGAUUCUUGGGUGGUUUCGCCAUCAUUACCAAGUCUUUCGCUCGUAUUCACGAAACCAACUUGAAGAAGCAAGGUUUGUUGCCAUUGAACUUCGUUGACGUUGCUGACUACGACAAGAUCCAACCAGAAGACACUGUUGACUUGCUCGGUUUGACUGAAUUGGCUCCAGGUAAGAACGUUACCUUGAGAGUCCACCCAAAGAACGGUGACGCUGCUUGGGAUGCUCAAUUGUCUCACACCUACAACGCUGAACAAAUUGAAUGGUUCAAGUACGGUUCCGCUUUGAACAAGAUGGCUGCCGUUGCUGCUGAAAAGAAGAACUAAACGAUCCAAUUGUAAUAUCUCAUUGUCGUUUACUUUUUUCCAAUAUCCAUAGUAAUUCAUAACGGUCAAAAAGGUAAAUGAACGGAGUAGUUAACGCUAUUCAUUAUUUAUUCAUGUUAUGUCCAACUGUUGUUGUCGCUUAGUUUAUAGUUAUUCUUCAUAAAAUGCACAACAUUUUGUAA